CAAUAAAAAGUAAAAACAUUUCAAUGUUGCAGAAAACAAAAUUUUCCAAAUCUCAGUUAGUUUCUCUUCUCUGGAUUCACUGAUUAACUUCAAAAUGGAGACUUCCAGAUCUCAAUCUUUCUUCCAAGAUAUCAGAUCCAGAGAGCUCAACGGAUUUAAAGUCACAAAGAGAUCAUAUUUUGGUCGCGCGGCGUUAGAUUUUGCAGAAAUUGGAGCUCUGGCCGUUGACCACGGCGGCGAAGAGACCCCUCCGUUGGCAGUUUCAUUUUGCAAGACAAGUAGAAACUCUCAUAUAUUUGCAGUGUCUGAUGAGGAUGGUUAUGUGAGCUUGUUUGAUUCUCGAAGGAAAUUUUCUUCUUUUGCAUGUCAUCAAGAGAAUGCAGAGAAAGCCAGAAUUAUUGACUGGGUUGCACAUCAAAAUGCAAUUUUUGAUUUACAGUGGAUCAAGGAAGAUAAAAACAUUCUGACAGCUUCAGGUGAUCAAACGAUAAAGGUAUGGGAUGCACAAGAAAAGAAAUGUAUUGGAGUGUUGAUGGGACACACAGGGAGCGUAAAAUCUUUGUGCUCUCAUCCAACAAAUUCUGAUAUUGUCGUCUCUGGUUCAAGAGAUGGGUCCUUUGCUCUAUGGGACUUGAGAUGCAGUACUAGUUCCAAAAGAAGUGGGGAAUCUCGUUUAGUCUCAUCUACUGUGGUAAACGGAGCUCAUCUUACGUCUCAGGCAAAAAGGGUUAGGCGUGGCAAGGCUGCUUCCAUGAGCAUUACAUCAGUUCUUUGUCUGAAAGAUGAGGUGUCCAUUGCAACUGCUGCCGCAGUGAACAGUGUUGUAAAAUUCUGGGAUACAAGAAAUCUUAAAUCUCAAGUUACUCAGGCAUGUCCUUAUCCUGAGUCAUCAGAUUUAAAGGAUAAAAGAUCACAUGGUAUUUCUAGCCUUUCUCAAGACUUAAACGGAGUGUUCCUUACAGCUUCAUGCAUGGACAAUAGAAUAUAUUUGUACAAUGUACUUCAGCUUGAAAAGGGUCCUAUAAAAUCCUUCUCUGGAUGUCAAAUAGGAUCAUUCUAUGUUAAGGCGGCAAUUAGUCCUGAUGCAGCACAUAUACUCAGUGGCUCUAGCGAUGGAAACGCGUACAUAUGGCAGGUGAAUAAACCUCAAUUAGAUAGAGUCAUGCUGAAAAGUCAUGAUGGAGAAGUUACAGCUGUAGAUUGGUGUCCAUUUGAGACUGGGAAGAUGGCAACUUCUUCAGACGAUUUCACAGUUCGGUUAUGGAACAUACAGAACAAUUCUUGUUCGAGCAAAAGAUCUCCAUCUUCCAUUCGAAGGAGAGUAAUAGCAAUUCCGAGUGCAGAAUGCAGAAAACUUUUGAUAAAUGGUGAAUUGGCAGAUUCAGCGAAGGGUCCUGAUAAUUCAAAUUCUUCAGAUGAAGUAGUGAACCAAACUAAUUCUUCCAAUCCUAUGAAUAUACCUAUAGUUGGUACUCCGGAUGCUAAGAAGAGAAAGUUGUCAUCAUCUGAUUUGGAAGAAACCUUUGAGAAAACCCCUGAAGCUUCUUUGAAGAGUCCAUCUUCUGUGUUGAACCCUCCUUCCUCUGUGAAACGAAAAACCAUCCGAGAUUACUUUAUCGUAUCGCCGUAGAAAUUCAUCCAAAGUAGUGUAUAAAAUGCAUUCUAUUAGUUUAUUAGUUCCAAAAGCAGGCUUCCCAAUCCCCUUCAAAUCAUAAGGAGUAAGUUUUCCCUCC
Molecule: messenger RNA, 1733 nt
Organism: Mangifera indica (mango)
Lineage: Eukaryota; Viridiplantae; Streptophyta; Magnoliopsida; Sapindales; Anacardiaceae
Product: denticleless protein homolog
Exons: 16
Coding region: 95-1630 (511 amino acids)
Biological process (GO): proteasome-mediated ubiquitin-dependent protein catabolic process
Cellular component (GO): nucleus
Molecular function (GO): protein binding; protein-macromolecule adaptor activity
Source: RefSeq, a predicted model, not a curated record